AUGUCUUUCUAUCGCUUUAGAAGACAAACCUACUCACCAACCUCGUCUACGAGCCUUUCACCAACGAGCCCUGUGAUCGAGAACCCCAUCACCUUCCAGGCUCUGGCUGCGAGGAUGGUCCCCGAUGUGAGCUUGAGAAAGAAGAAAAAGCAGCAAAAACCCCUCGUACUGCCAUCCAUGUUUCUGGAAGAGGAUGCCGACGACGAGGAUACCCCGCCUCCCAAGCUGGUGCGAGUCCCCUCUGCAGACGAGAAGACAGAGAAUGCGUCACGGACGAAUGGUGGUGAAGCACAGGCGCGCAGGAACAAGACUCAGUACUACGAUGGCAUCUUCAACGACCGUGGACCGGAGCAUCCUUCCACAAGCUUGCUUACCAAUGGCUCCAUUGUUGUGGUCGAGAUCAAGAUAAGCACCAGGGUCAAAGAGGAUGAGGCCAAGCUCGUGUCCUAUCUGACAUCUCGCCUGGCACAUGUUUACCAACGGCCUGAGACCUCCAUGAUGGUCGUUAUACAGCAGGACGUCCGCCUUCAUUUCGGUAACUCGGCUGCCCCUGCCUAUCUGAUGAAGGUCUUUGCGCACCCAUACCUCAUUGCCCCGAUCACGAACCUGCGCAACACGAUCUUCAUCCAGAAGAUCCUCCACGAAUUUCUCGACAUCGCGCCCAAUCGUGGAGUGAUUAUAUAUGCUUCUGUACCCGAAGAGAAUCUUGCGACAGACGGAGUCACGAUGUUGGGAGAUCUCGUACGUCUUGAACGCGACUCGCGGGACUCGGGUGUCUUCAAAAGCCUAUCGCGUUCCAUGAGUCGGAAGCUGAAGUCCAAUAGCAGCAGCCCACGUCUAUCUGUCGUCACAUCCUCCUGCGACAAAGCGGAUGGAUCUCAUGAAUCAACACCGGUCUCGGACAAAGAUGGCCAUGUCAAGGAAUCCUCUGGCGAAGGCGACCACUCCCAAUCAGUCAGAAAGUCCAAGAGCCUGCGUGAUUUUGUAUAUCGCCGGGUUGGAGACCGUGGUUCGGAGGAAGAAACGAAGUAGGGGGUAUCAUUAGAUCGGCAAAGGACUGGCUAUGGUGUUUUUCUUGAUAUUCGCUGUAUGGUAGUGCAUGGGUACCUCGCUCUUUUGUUUUUGAGCUUCGAAUGUUGUUGACAGGAGACGG
Messenger RNA from Aspergillus glaucus CBS 516.65, 1153 nucleotides. Its product is annotated as MIF domain protein. The coding region runs from base 1 to 1032 and encodes 343 amino acids. The record is from RefSeq and is a predicted model, not a curated record. NCBI's taxonomy places the organism in Eukaryota, Fungi, Ascomycota, Eurotiomycetes, Eurotiales, Aspergillaceae. Gene Ontology annotation, molecular function: phenylpyruvate tautomerase activity. The transcript is spliced from 2 exons.